CAAUGUGGGAGGAGGGGUCCGGCGUCUGGGGCGGGGAUGGACUCCACGGCCCUGGGCGAGACCAAGAGACCUGGGCGUGGCCAGCCAGCCAGAGGGCGGGGCCUCAGCUGUCCCCUAAGUAGGCGGCGCUCCGCUUUGCGCGGUGGCAGCUCAACUCUGGCUAGCGUGGAGAUCUGCAGGAGCCUACCUUCACCCCCACUCUUGGGGUCACUGCCACUCUGGCAGGCCAGGUUCAGAUGGGCUUUGUCAUGUGCCCACUGCCCGUUCCUUCCUUAACUGAAGGCUGAUGCCUCAAAAUCUGGAGAAGAGCCAGGCCUACCCCCGCCAACGCCCUGGGCGCGACACAGGCCUGAAAAGUCCUGAGGCUGCCUCAGCCACAGCCAUGUACACCUUCCUGCCUGACAACUUCUCGUCUGUAAAGCCCAAAGCAUCAUCAAAAGAGUCGAAACCGCUGCUGGGCUCGGUAGUGCUGGGGCUGCUGCUGGUGUUGGCCGCGGUGGUAGCCUGGUGCUUCUACAGCGCCUCUCUGCGCAAGGCUGAGCGUCUGCGCGCGGAGCAGCUGGACCUUAACCUUGGAGGUUUCUCCAUCCGCAACCAGAAGGGCGAGCAGGUCUUCCGCCUGGCCUUCCGCUCCGGUGCCCUGGACCUCGACUCCUGCAGCCGCGAUGGCGCCCUGCUGGGCUGCUCCCGCACGGCGGAUGGGCGCCCGCUACACUUCUUCAUCCAGACCGUGCGGCCCAAGGACACGGUCAUGUGCUACCGCGUGCGCUGGGAGGAGGAGGAGCCGGGGCUCGCCGUGGAGCACGCCAUGUUCCUGGGGGACGAGACGGCGCACUGGUACGGCGGCGCGGAGAUGAGGACCCAGCAUUGGCCCAUCCGGCUGGAAGGCCAGCAGGAGCCGCAGCCCUUCGUCACCAGCGACGUCUACUCCUCCGACGCCGCCUUCGGAGGCAUCCUCGAGCGCUACUGGCUCUCCUCGCGCGCGGCUGCCAUCAAGGUCAACGACUCAGUGCCCUUCCACCUGGGCUGGAACGGGACGGAGCGCUCGCUGCGGCUACAGGCGCGCUACAGCAACACGCCCUUCAAGCCACCGGCCGGCCUCCCCGCCGCGCUCGAGCUCAGCUACCGUGUGUGUGUCGGCUCAGACAUCACCUCCAUCCACAAGUACAUGGUCCGGCGCUAUUUCAAUAAGCCGUCGAAGGUGCCCGCACCCGAGACCUUCCGGGACCCCAUCUGGUCCACGUGGGUGCUGUACGGGCGGGAGGUGGACCAGGACAAGGUGCAGCGUUUCGCCCAGCAGAUCCGGCAGCACCGCUUCAACAGCAGCCACCUGGAAAUCGACGACAUGUACACACCUGCUUACGGGGACUUCGACUUCGACGAGGUCAAGUUCCCCAACGCCAGCGACAUGUUCCGCCGCCUGCGCGACGCUGGAUUUCAGGUCACGCUCUGGGUGCACCCGUUCGUCAACUACAAUUCCUCGUCCUUCGGCGAGGGCGUGGAGCGAGAGCUGUUCGUGCGCGAGCCCACCGGCCGGCUGCCGGCGCUCGUGCGCUGGUGGAACGGCAUCGGCGCGGUGCUGGACUUCACGCGCCCCGAGGCCCGCGACUGGUUCCAGGGGCACCUGCGGCGGUUGCGCUCGCACUACGAGGUCGCCUCCUUCAAGUUUGACGCGGGCGAAGUCAGCUAUCUGCCGCGGGACUUCAGCACCUACAGGCCGCUGCCGGACCCCAACAUCUGGAGCCGGCGCUACACGGAGAUGGCGCUUCCCUUCUUCUCCCUGGCCGAGGUCCGCGUGGGCUACCAGUCGCAGAACAUCUCCUGCUUCUUCCGCCUGGUGGACCGCGACUCCGUGUGGGGCUACGACCUGGGGCUGCGCUCGCUCAUCCCGGCCGUGCUCACCGUCAGCAUGCUGGGCUACCCGUUCAUCCUGCCGGACAUGGUGGGUGGCAACGUGGUGCCGGAGCGCACCGCGGGCGGCGGCAAGGUGCCGGACCGCGAGCUCUACGUGCGCUGGCUGGAGGUGGCCGCGUUCAUGCCCGCCAUGCAGUUUUCGGUCCCCCCCUGGCAGUACGACGCGGAAGUGGUGGCCAUCGCGCACAAGUUCACCGCCCUGAGGGCCUCGCUCGUGGCACCGCUCCUGCUGGAGCUGGCAGGGGAGGUCACGGACACUGGCGACCCCAUUGUGCGCCCCCUCUGGUGGAUCGCGCCGGGCGACGAGACAGCUCACCGCAUCGACUCGCAGUUCCUCAUCGGGGACACCCUGCUGGUGGCACCAGUGUUGGAGCCUGGCAAGCAAGAACGUGACGUCUACCUGCCCGCGGGCAAAUGGCGCAGCUAUAAGGGUGAGCUUUUUGACAAGACCCCAGUGCUGCUCACCGAUUACCCCGUCGACCUGGAUGAGAUAGCCUACUUCAUCUGGGCGUCCUGACCCAGCCCGGAGCCCGGGAACCGCACAGCUCUAACCCGCCUUCCUGCAGGCCUUUCACCCUCCGUCACAACCACCCCGUGGAUCCCCAGGAAGUCCCUACCUCUGUACCACCCUCUACCUGGGUGCUAACAUAAAUGUGUUCCACCCGCUCCUGCAGGGCCAGCGGAGGGCGCGGAAGCAGCCUCCCACUCCUACGCACAACCUAACAAGCCCCUUUCCUCCACUCACCCUUGUCUACAGAAACCUUUCUCUGGGGUGGGGGUGUGUGAGCUCCGGGGGAAAAGGUCAGCUCCUGUUACACAUGGUUGGAUUUUAAAAGCACAAAAGAAAAACCUCACUCUCCAUUCUGGCCUGAGUAGCCAUCUUAUCCUUCCGAAGUGGGGACUUGAUCCUCCUUCAGGUCCCAAAAUAGCCCCCGGCCACACUAAGAAAGGGCAUAUUCUUGGAGUUGGAAGCCAGGCCCUGAGUUCUCAGCCCUGGCCUCAACUGUGACUGACCUGGUCCCACCCCAGCUGCCGGGAAGAGAUGGGGGUACUUGGCCAACUGGAGGGCUUGAACCAGCGCAGCGUUAUCAUCGUUGUCCCUCAUUUGUGAAGAGACUCCUAACACUGCACUAACCAUCUGUGUACACACGUGCACUCAGCCUUGUGUACACAUAUGUGCUCAGCACAAAGACUUGCAAGACCACGCAGGCCAGACUUGGUGCCUUACCCCAAGACCCUGUGUGUGUGUGUGUGUGUGUGUGAGAGAGAGAGAGAGAGAGAGAGAGAGAGAGAGAGAGAGAGAGAGAGGCGGGGGUGGGGGGGGGAGGCAUCAUGUGUCAUCCCUGGAUCUGCAGAAUGAACACAACACCCCUGAAGCUGGGUAACCCUGGAGGUAGGGGGCAGGGAGCAAAUUUGAGGCUUUGAUUGUUGACUUGGCCUCUUCCCAGGCAAUGUCCCUGGAACUCUGGUAGGAAAUAAACAGCCCCUUCAUGAUUGCUCAGCUGCCUCACUCCCUGCACAGGUGGCAGGGGUGUGGCCUAAAUGGAAGGGAAGUCUUUUUUUUUUUUUUAAUAUAUUUUAUUGAUUUUCUACAGAGAGGAAGGGAGAGGGAUAGAGAGUUAGAAACAUCGAUGAGAGAGAAACAUCGAUCAGCUGCCUCCUGCACACCUCCCACUGGGGAUGUGCCCGCAACCAAGGUACAUGCCCUUGGCCGAAAUCGAACCUGGGACCCUUCAGUCCACAGGCCGACACUCUAUCCACUGAGCCAAACGGGUUAGGGCAGGAAGGGAUAGUCUUAUUCUGGUGGCGGUGCGCUGCAUUCAGCACACGCACCACACGUGCACAUCUCUGCCGGCAAAUACACAUACAGGGUAAGGUCUUUCAUUUCAGCCAUUUUUCCGUUCUAAGAAGAUCAAUCUCAGCCAGAGCAUUUUUUUUUCUGACUUCACAGCUAAGUCUGGAGAAGUUGUUUGCCAGAGCCCGGAGGUGGGAAACAGGGCAGGGCUCAGCCUCCAUCUACAGGUUGGACAGCAGAACCAGUCCCUCAGCCCCUAGAGAAUACAUCUCUUUGCCCGGCCCUCCACCCCUCUAUUUUCUCAGUGUGAAGAAUGCCUAAUACAAUUUUUAGGGAACUCACAGGUGCCUAUCUAUCUCCCGUGCUGACUCUACCACUCUUCAACAAGCUGUGUGACCUUGAGCAAGCUGCUUAACCUCUCUGAGCCUCAUUUUCCUCAUAUGUAAAAUGGUGAUAAUAAUGUCCAACUCCCAGGUUGUUGUGGGAAUUAUAAGCACAGAUGUAUGUAAAGUGCCUGGCACAAGUAGGUGCUCAAUAAAAGGUAGCUAUUACAA
Molecule: messenger RNA, 4263 nt
Organism: Myotis daubentonii (Daubenton's bat)
Lineage: Eukaryota; Metazoa; Chordata; Mammalia; Chiroptera; Vespertilionidae
Gene: MYORG
Product: myogenesis regulating glycosidase
Biological process (GO): skeletal muscle fiber development; carbohydrate metabolic process
Molecular function (GO): hydrolase activity, hydrolyzing O-glycosyl compounds
Source: RefSeq, a predicted model, not a curated record